CGAAUUGAGCAGUGGUGGCGGUGGGCAAGACAACGAGGGUGUCAGUCCUGGAUGGAUACAUUUGCUGAGCUUGAAAUGACGUCUGGUGAUCCUAUUAACGUGGAUCUUGCACGAUUCUGUUUCAUGGCACUUAUUCAACAAGACCUGGACAACCUCAGAGCUGAAUGGAAUCAGCACACAGUACGGCAGCACCGUCAGUCUGGAACACCAUGUGGAAAACCGGACAUUAUGUUCCACCUUCCUCGUCUGUAUGAUACUGUAGAUUACAAGGUCGAAGUUGACUUGUCAGACGUGGAAAAUAUCAUUCGCGAAUGGUGCGUGUCCUAAACCUUUCGGCUGUAGUGAAAAUUCCCUACAUCUAUUUCGUCGACAAAUGAGACGGAUCGGUUUGUCAAUGCCAUCAACAUUUCAGCAAGGACUUGAGUUGUAUGAAAUGCUCCGAGGUGCAAUUUUGAAUUCAUGAAUGAAGGGUCAAGGUAUCGCCAGGAACGUUGACAGUGUGCUUGGUUACAAAGGACAAAGAAAAAUGAAAAACUUAUCAUUUACUUUAUUAUAUUUGGACUUCUUUCUUUACAUCAAUAUAUUGUAUUUCCAUCAUCCAUUCCACUCACGGCUAACGAGUUUAUACUUACAUGAUAAUUGUAAAUUGAAAAUUGGUCAUUAUUUAUUCCAGAAACUUAUGUUCGUUUUUUAAAUUAAGGUUAAAUAUUAAACAUGUAGAGGGUGGACUUAUGCAUGAUGGUAAAUGCAAAAUAUAUAACUUUAACUUCGUCCGAAAUAAGGGUAUGAUGAAAGAACUAGCAAUUCGAGAGAUGUUGUUGAUAAUCUGCGAAAGUCAAUCAAAUAACAAAAUAUACAAGUAAUGAAAGCAUGGGUUGUCGCUCAUACAACUCUGCCUCAGAAUCCUCUUGAUUAUAAAAAUCAUUUCAGACAAAUCAUCUGUGAUGUAACAACAUUAGAAAAUCCGACACAAUAUGCGUUAUAUGCCAAAUUAAGAGGAUAUUACAAAAAGUGUUAACUAGCUAAUCAACACUAUGUCAGCUUUAAAGCCGUCAGUGCAACACAUUUAAGGCCGUUAUUGUCGGUGUACAGAAUUCUUUCCUUGUAUCACUGCUCAGUAAAAUAACAACAACAACGGUCAGCACUGGCAAAGUGGUCAAGUGUAACUUCUGACUCUUUAACAUUGGCUGAUGACCACAACAAUUCAAUCAGGUGAAGAACGUGAUGUUGUUUGGUUCAUAUUCAUCUCAGAAGGGGUGUAGUAUAAUGUGACCUUUGGCCGCUAAAUAUCGAUAAAACUGCCACCUAUGCCCAUUACCACUUAAUAUAAAUAAAUGGAGACACAAAUGAUUUAUCCCGCUAAAUUCUUGUGCUAUCCACGUUUUACCCUUGAUUUGCAAACAAAUAUUCUACAAAUAAAUUUUUGAUUCAUA
Molecule: messenger RNA, 1433 nt
Organism: Pecten maximus
Lineage: Eukaryota; Metazoa; Mollusca; Bivalvia; Pectinida; Pectinidae
Source: RefSeq, a predicted model, not a curated record